GUCAUGCCAACUUGUAGGUAGUUAAGAAUUAUUGAACAUUAUAUUCUCUUCAAACGCCCUUUCCAAUUACAAAAUAUUUCAAUUUCAUCAACAAACAACCCUCAUCAAAUUUCCAACUCUUCCAAAAUGGAUAAGGCAAAGGCAGUUAUCGCGGACUUCACGAGCAAGUCCGGCCACCAUGACACGACCACUCACGAGGCAGUUGCUCCCGCCGUUCACCAUGAGACCGUCAAGCCUCAUCAUCAUGAAGAGGUCAACACCGUCGUUGACAAGGAGGUUCACCAGGAUCACUACCACCGCACAGUCCAGCCAGUACACGACCGCGAGAUUCUCCCUGAGACACACACAGCCAAGCUAGGCGGUGUUCAACAUCGGGAGUUUGACCACCGUGACCACGACACUACAAAGCAUCACUUGGCUCAAGAGCAAGCUCAGUUCAGAGAUGAGAAGCGCGUUGAUGCUACCACAAAGAGUCAGAGCGUAGCUCCCACAGUCGGCGGUCACGUACAUCAUCACAUCCACGAAACUAUUCAGCCAGUCAUACAUAAGGAGUCAAUCCAACCUAAUGUAGUGCACACCACUGUACCAAUCCAUGAGGUUCACCACCAAAAGGCCACUCACCACGAUACCACUGCGCUACCCGCGAUGUCCAUGGAUGAGUUCAAGGCUAAGGACGGAGUCCUUACCGGCCGUGAGGAGCGUUACGACGAAUUCGAGGGCGUUCCCAAGGGUAUUGGAGGUAGCACAGCUGGCGGACUUGGUGCUGCUCACGGCACUGAACAUCGUGCUGCCCACGGCUCCGAACAUGGUGCCGUGCAUGGCACUGAACAUCGUGCUGCCCACGACUCCAAACAUGAGACUGGUCACAAGCCGAGUUUGAUGGAUAAACUGAACCCCAAAGUUGAUUCGAACGGCGAUGGCAAGGCUGGUUUCAUGAAAUGAGUAUUUAAUCCACCAUAGCUGGGAGGGCGAAAAAGCCUUGUUGCAGUAAAAUAGUUCAGGAAGAAUAAUGAGAACAGAAUCAAUGAUAUCUUCCAAUCACUUUUUGCGUUCUAAAUUGUAGUAGAAAUGAGACCGCGACUAAGCGGCAUGAAGGCACUUGAAAAGGGCGUUCAAAAAUACCGACCAAUAAUGCUGUAGGCUGUCUACGGCACAGUGACGUAGGCCCCUUAGCCGAUCUGUAUUAUCUGGGAGGUUAUUGAUCAGAUAGCAAGUUUUAAGUAAGUAAUAGCAC
Dothidotthia symphoricarpi CBS 119687 is the source of this 1234-nucleotide messenger RNA. RefSeq lists its product as uncharacterized. The record is from RefSeq and is a predicted model, not a curated record. Bases 127 to 942 code for a protein of 271 amino acids. NCBI's taxonomy places the organism in Eukaryota, Fungi, Ascomycota, Dothideomycetes, Pleosporales, Dothidotthiaceae. The transcript is spliced from 2 exons.